GGAUUUCCCAAAUAGUCAGCAGACAGAAAGAAACCUGGAAGAGCGACUCUAAACUAAGAAAGAAAAUAUAGAAGUCAUACACCUCUGAAGACAAAUUAAUUUCUCAAAAUAUCAAACAAAAUGGCAAGCUUGUGUCCUAUUACAUUAUUAGGUCCAUAUCUUGACUAUAUGACUGAGCAAAAGAUAGUUGGGUUCAUACCAGAAGAAUCUUUACUUCAGCCUCUGUGGACUUACCUUCGGACAAACCACCAGGAGGUGUUAAGAUCUCCUCUCUUUCCUGUGAUCAUUUCAGUGUCCACAUACUUUAUGGCUUGCCUCCUCUACAUGACCCUGGAUAGUCUCUCACUGGUGGUUCCAGGGAUUAACAGUUACAGGAUUCACCCUGACCAGCCAGUAAAGCUGCAGAGCAUCCUGAAGGCGAUCUGGCUCACUGUUUACAAUCACGUGGUUUUUGUCUUUCCUGCAGCUGCUGCCCAGUGGUACUGGAGGCCACCUCUGCCAUUGGAAGAAAAGGCACCGACAGUGCUGGAGUUCACCAUGGGAAUUCUGGGUUGCACACUACUCUUUGAUUUCCAAUAUUACUUCUGGCACAUGAUUCACCACAAGAUCCAAUGGCUUUACGUGACAUUCCAUGCCAUCCACCAUGAAUACUUUCAACCUUUCUGCUGGGUUACCCAGUACAUGUCUGCUUGGGAGCUGGUCAGUGUUGGCUUCUGGACGACCAUUGACCCCAUAAUUCUCCAGUGCCAUAUCCUCACAGGCUACGCCUUCAUGGUGUUCAACAUCUGGAUCUCAGUGGAUGAUCACAGUGGUUACGACUUCCCCUGGUCUCUGCAUAACUGGAUCCCGUUUGGACUGUGGGGAGGCUCUGUGAAGCAUGACACCCACCAUCAGAAACCAAUGACAAAUUUCGAGCCCUUCUUCUCUCACUGGGACUGGCUGUGUGGCACCCAUUCUGACCACAGCUGCUCACCAGCCAUGGCAGACAAGAAGAGCACAUUUUCCCAACCUUGCCAUUCUAGCAAUUGAAAAUGGGAGAAAUCAAACUGCACACCUAUUUUGAUUCCUUCAGAGGUAACCUUGUAACAUACCUGAAACGCAUUUUUUAUCAUAAGUAUAUGUACUGUACAACAACAUUACUAAAAGCCUGGUUUACAAAUACUAAGAACACAAUAAAUUAAGUCUGUUUUUUAUAGGUGCUGUUUAUAUUUUUUUCUACAACUGUAAUACGAAUGAUACCAUUACUUCAAUAUAAAAUAUGUAAUGUAAUCUAUAUGAGGACAACAGUACAGCAACACUUCUUGUGUUGUAUGACGAACAACAUAAUUCAGGAAUAAUGUGCAAGUAACUCUCGAAUCCGUGCAUCUUCCCACUUUCUUUAUUAGCAGCAUUGGAAGAGGCAUUCUGUAUUUGCAAUGUUCAGUUUUUGACAGGUGAAUUUUCUUAAAAUUGUUAUGCAACAAGCACAGCAAAAUCCAGUCCCGGAGUCCAGCUUUAUGGAUGUUUUUGUAAUUAGCAAUUGAAAAGCUAUGAAAACUGCUGCUUUCACUUCUUAUCCAAACAAUAAGCGCAAUUAAGAUAAUUUUCUUUAGAGGAUCAUGUUUUCUGUAUCUUAAGUCUUUGAUGUCAUUUGAGUACGGUAAAAUGUGCACAAAAACUUAUACUGUACAUCUUAUGCAUUUUUAUAUAAAAACAGUAACCUAAGAGAGGAGGCCAUCUAGUCUCUUGGAAGCUGGUAGCUAACCGAUCUGAAAAUCUAAUCCAGCUAUUUAUUAAAAGAUUAAUUUAUUAUGUAUUAAAAGAAGCAAAACAAAAUGGCUGGGGAACUUGUUCCAUACUCCCACAACCCUUUGUUUAAAGAUGGGCCUCCUACUCUCAGUUUUAACUGCAAUUCCAUGUAGUUCACACUUGUGUCCUCUUGUUCCAUGUUUCACUAUUGUUUCUGGAGAAGUUCAUUGUGUUGAUUAUGUCAAUGCCUAUGAGGAUAUUGAAUAAUUGAAUCAGAUCUCCUCAUAGUCUUCUCUGUUAAAGACUAAAUAAAGUUCUUUGAGCAGUGCAAGAUGUUUCUAAACACAGGUAAUGCAUCUAAAAUGGAAGAAUGUGUUCUUCUCUAGAACAAAUGCAGUGCUGUUUUUGUAAUGAAUUGACCAAACCUGCACACUGUUUUGCUAAUGUGGUCUUACUAGUGCAUUGAACAAUUUUAACAUCCAUUGAUUAAAAUUCUACAUUUUAACUUCAUUUCUUAACAUUGUGCUAACCUUUUUAUUGCUUUUCUGCAUUGUGUAGAUUGGAAGAUGAUGCCUUUUUUUUAAUAAGUACCCCAUUCAGGCUCAGAGUUUCCCAUUUUGUAUCUAUAGAUUUAGCUGAUUACAUCUUAUACCCUGCACUUGUUUACAAUAAACAUCUUCCACAUGUUUGCACUGUC
Molecule: messenger RNA, 2425 nt
Organism: Lepisosteus oculatus (spotted gar)
Lineage: Eukaryota; Metazoa; Chordata; Actinopteri; Semionotiformes; Lepisosteidae
Product: cholesterol 25-hydroxylase-like protein 2
Biological process (GO): cholesterol metabolic process; sterol biosynthetic process
Cellular component (GO): endoplasmic reticulum membrane
Molecular function (GO): iron ion binding; steroid hydroxylase activity; C-4 methylsterol oxidase activity
Source: RefSeq, a predicted model, not a curated record